This is a messenger RNA of Hyla sarda, 5911 nucleotides long. It is a transcript of the gene EHMT1, whose product is annotated as euchromatic histone lysine methyltransferase 1. Gene Ontology annotation, cellular component: nucleus. Bases 381 to 4109 code for a protein of 1242 amino acids. NCBI's taxonomy places the organism in Eukaryota, Metazoa, Chordata, Amphibia, Anura, Hylidae. The record is from RefSeq and is a predicted model, not a curated record. Gene Ontology annotation, molecular function: p53 binding; histone H3K9 methyltransferase activity; zinc ion binding. The transcript is spliced from 27 exons.
GAUGAAAUAUAGCUAUACAAAUAUCCAAGACUUGGGCUUCAAAUGCAACCUCUGCUUACCUGAGUUGGGUUCUGCUUGUUGGGUUCUUACAAUAUGUUAUGAGAGGUCUGUAGACCAGUCUAGACGCCACUGUCUGUAUUGUUACUGCAGGAAGGAGCCCCAUGCCCUUGAUCAGUGCAAGAGAUCUUUGGACCUGAACCACCCUGCAGGCGGCAACUCAUGUAAACAAGUGUUGUGUGUCUCCAAGGCCUAUCUGGGCCGCCUCCUGGAGCUUUAGAGGCGAUUAUUGGGCCUGUUGGCGGGUUGGCGUAAGCAAGGUGGAAUCCAGAAAGGAUCUGUUGAAAGAUAUAACGAACAGCAAGGAAGAAGUGACCGAUGCCAUGGCGGGGGAUGAAAAUUUGCCUGAAAAAGUCGGCGACACUAAUGGAUCUUGCGAAAGGACUGACUCGAAGGAGCACACGGUAUCUCCACAUGGUGGACAGGACAGCACAAAACUGCAUAACCAGGACCCUAACUACAAAACCUGUUGGGUGGCGGAGAACGGUGUCUGUGAAAGAGACCCCGGAGAACUCCGACAGCACCCCCUGAAAAUAAACAGUCCCAUGCAGACUUCUGUGGUGGGGAGCAAUGGAUAUAUAUUAAACAAAGCUGUUGUCCAUCAGCAGCCUUUACGGACCUCAAGUUCCUCUCCACUCAGCGGCCACGCUGCAAAGACUCUUCCUGGAGCUUCUCUCAAGACUAAAGUGGCCUCAAGUGUAUAUGUACCCACAGCCCCUUCUCCCACGCCCCCUCAGGUGGGAGACCAAGUUCAAGAUGAGAACCCAAAGCUAACGGAUUCUUCUGUAUUGGACUUGAAAAUUCACAGGGCGCGGAAAACCCUGCCAAGGUCCACCUGCAAUUCGCCUGUACAUAAGGAUUCCAGUGAGUUGCCAGAGCAAAAUGAAAGCAUGGAAGAUUCUGCUGCCAAAAACGGUUUGGAGAGUGGGAAACCAUUGCCCGUACACCAGUCCAGCACAACACAAGAGCUUCUACCUCAGGGUCAGAGCUGUGUCUCGUCAUCAAAGCCUCAGUCAGCUUCUGUGGCAUCUCGGAAGAAGAAGCGACGGAUGGGAACGUACAGUUUGGUUCCGAAAAAGAAGACCAAAGUAUUAAAGCAGAGAACGGUCCUGGAAAUGUUCAAGAACAUGACACAUUCCUCUUCCAGUCCCAAGAGCGAGAAGGAUUCUGAGGCUCCUCACAUGAAUGGAGAAAAUGUAGACAUGGAUUCAGAAGAAGAAUACUCCGAAGACCUGGAGGAAGAGGAUUAUCACAGCGGAGAGCCAAGUAUCUCAGAAAACCAAGAUGAGGACAGUGCUUCCAGAGAUGUCACGGCAGAGACCGACAGCCUGAAGAAGGGGGAUGACAUGGAAUCUGAGGCAGAUGAGGAGGCCGAGUCUAUGGAGUCACAAGAGGAAGAAGAGGAUGAUGAAUCGGACUUAAGCUCAGAGUCUAGUUUACAGAGGAAGAACCAGAAGAAGCAAGAAGGCCUUGUCGAUACUCUGUGGAUGAAAAAAAACAAGAGGAAAGGGCAAAGUGGAACAAAGCCUAACCCACUUCUCGCUGGUGAAGGUAACGGUCAGGACACCAGCACAGAGUACACAGAAGUGUCGCUUGAUUCUCUGGACCUACGAGUGAAGGAAAUCUUGUCCCCCCAGUCUAAAGGUCUUUCUAAUGGAUCUGAAACCAUGGAGAUUGAUGGUCUUCAAGGAAUUCCUCUUUGUAGCUGCCGAAUGGAAACUCCCAAAGAGGAUGAAGUGACUGCCACCGCCGGAGAUCACUGCAUGGCUAUCGAGAGCACAGACCAAGAGCUGAGCCAGUGUACGACCGAGGUAAUCAAGUACGAGCUGAUGAGACCAUCUAAUAAAGUGCGGCAUCUGGUAUUGUGCGAGGACCAUAGGGGCAAGAUGGUGAAGCACCAGUGUUGUCCUGGGUGUGGAUACUUCUGCACAGCUGGCACAUUCAUGGAGUGCCAACCUGAAACCAGCAUCUCCCACAGAUUUCAUAAGCUUUGCGCCACUCAAGUCAAUAAUGCCAGCUACUGUCCACACUGCGGGGAAGAGAUUUCCAAGGCCAAAGAGGUCACCAUUGCAAAAGCGGAUACCACCUCUACUGUGUGUACUACUACACCAGAUGCUGUCACAGAUGAUGUCCAAACGGAGGGCCAAGCAGACACUACGACAGAGAGUGAUUUCACAGCCCAGAAAGCAGCAGAUGAUUCCAAGACAGACGUGCCGGCUCCCCAGCCCUGCGACGUCUCUGAGGCUCACGGCGCGGGGAAAUCUCCCGUCUCGUCUCAGGGACCGGUGAAGGAGACUCUGGAGAGCGCUUUACUUGCUCUGGACUCUGAAAAAGACAAUGUCUACUCUGUUUCUAGGCCUAAGAAACUUCGGUUCCAUCCCAAACAGCUUUAUUUCUCCGCCAGACAAGGCGAGCUGCAGAAAGUGUUGAUGAUGCUCGUGGAUGGGAUUGACCCCAACUUCAAGAUGGAGCAGCACGGUAAGAGGACACCCUUGCACGCUGCAGCAGAGAUGGGACACACCGAUAUCUGUCACAUGCUUGUUCAGGCUGGCGCAAAUCUGGAUAACGUUGCCGAGGAUCAGCGGACUCCUUUGAUGGAUGCUGCCGAAAACAGUCACCUGGACACUGUGAAGUAUCUGGUGAAGGCCGGAGCAUUGUUGGACCCCAAGGACUCCGAAGGCUCCACCUGUUUGCAUUUGGCUGCAAAGAAAGGUCACUAUGAUGUGGUGAAGCACCUGCUCACCAGCGAUCAGAUAGAUGUGAACUGUCAGGAUGAUGGCGGCUGGACCCCAAUGAUUUGGGCUACCGAAUACAAGCAUGUGGAGCUAGUUAAGCUGUUACAUUCCAGUGGAGCGGACAUCAACAUUCGGGAUAAUGAGGAGAACAUAUGCCUGCACUGGGCAGCGUUUGCAGGAUCUGUUGAAAUUGCCGAGAUCCUUCUGGCCUCUAAAUGUGACCUCAAAGCUGUCAACAUACAUGGAGAUUCUCCUCUUCACAUUGCUGCUCGGGAAAACCGAUACGAAUGCGUCACGGUGUUUUUGACUCACGGUGCUGAGGUUAAUCUGAAAAACAAGGAAGGUGAAACCCCACUGGAAUGUUGCAGCCCAAACUCUCAAGUCUGGACAGCUCUGAAGAAGAGCAGUAACUCAUCUGAGAAGCCAAAACAGGAGAUCGUAAUGAACAGGGAUAUAUCAAGGGGCUACGAGAAUGUCCCAAUACCCUGCAUCAAUGGGGAAGACUCCGAACCUUGCCCCAUCAAUUACAAGUAUGUCUCCCAGAACUGCGUGACCUCCCCACUCAAUGUGGACCGAAAUAUUACCCACCUUCAGUACUGUGUAUGUAUAGACGACUGUUCCUCUAGUAACUGUAUGUGCAGCCAGCUGAGCAUGAGGUGUUGGUAUGAUAAGAGCGGACGCCUUUUGCCGGAAUUCAACAUGGUGGAACCGCCACUUAUCUUUGAAUGUAACCAUGCCUGCUCCUGCUGGCGGAACUGCCGCAACAGAGUGGUGCAGAAUGGUUUGAAAGCCAGAUUACAACUGUACCGGACCAAAAAUAUGGGCUGGGGAGUGCGGUCGCUGCAGGAGAUUCCCAUGGGGACAUUUGUGUGCGAGUACGUGGGAGAAUUAAUUUCUGAUACGGAGGCAGAUGUCCGCGAGGAUGACACCUAUUUGUUCGACCUGGACAAUAAGGAUGGAGAGGUUUACUGCAUCGACGCCCGCUACUACGGCAACAUCAGUCGCUUCAUCAACCACCUGUGCGAGCCCAAUCUGCUUCCCGUCCGGGUGUUCAUGUCACAUCAGGACCUGCGGUUCCCCCGCAUUGCGUUUUUCAGCAGUAGACAGAUCCACGCAGGCGAACAGAUCGGUUUUGACUACGGUGACCGUUUCUGGGACAUUAAGGGCAAGAUCUUCACCUGCCGCUGUGGCUCCCCCAAGUGCAAGCACUCUAUGAUCAAAGUGGCCCCCAAGUUCCAGCCAGCGCCCCCUAUAGAAGCACCACAAGAGAACGGUCUACCAGACACCAGUUCCACCACCACACACAGCCUCUCCUGAGGAGACAUGGACACCGUUACUUUCUUUUAUUUUUACCCCCUCCUUCACCCCCCUUUUUUUUUUUUUUUGUGUGAAACCGUAGGAGCCCCCCCCCAAAUCCUGGACAACGUUCCCAAAGACAGAUAUCCCCCAUUCUUUAAAUCAAGCUGGAUGUAAUUUUACUUGACAGUGGAGUCUUCUGGAUCCUGGGCCAUCAGGUAGAAGAGGAGACGUCUCAUGGACUCCUUCACUUGGUUUGUUUUUGUUCUUUGUUACGAGCAUUCACGGACUACGGUGAACCCUUUCAGUGCCAGAGUGCGACUUUGGCAGACAAGGAGUUACCAAGUGAAAAGUAUUUUUUAACCCCUCGGGGGGAGGGACAAAAGAAAAAAAAAAAAUUGUAUUAAUCUUCUGUCACUCGAGUGGAACAUAUGUCUUCUGCAGUCGCACGGCCACCACGGGCCCCGUAGAGAUUCAGUGAAAGGAUUUCAUCGACUGUUCUUCCAAAACCAUUGACCAGAGUCCAAAUGCAAAUAUAUAUAUAUAUAUAUAUAUAUAUAUAUAUAUAUAUAUAUAUAUAUAUAUAUACACAUACAUACACACACACACACAUAUAUAUAUCUAUAGCACACAAAGAAAUGUAGCUGGCACCGCUCCGAUAAAUUCACUGUGGAUGUGUAAAUCCGAACCUCCGGGCGUCACCGGCCAAGACCCACCGGUGCUCUUAGAUUGUAACAGGACAGAAUCCAACAAUGCAGAAUGGAAGAAAACACAGCGCCGAGGCACACGGACCCCGGGCUGAAGACUUAUCGCAGGUGAAAAUGCAAGGAAACAAAUGUUUCGCUACUCGCAGGAAGCUUUGAGGUUGUGAGAAAGCGAAACAUUUGUUGCCUUGCAUUUUCACCUGCAAUUAUCCAGCUAAGGUUAUAACAUAAAGCGUAAGGUUUCCCAAUGCCAAGGAACUAGUGCCAGUCUGUGUUAAGGUGGUAUCCUGCAGCUUAUAAAGGGUUAAAUGUGCAAGAUGUGCUACCAAUGAGAGUCCCCCUAACAUCUCCCCCCCCCCCCCCCCCAAUCCUUUCCGCCUUGGAAAAAAAUGCGAUGACUGUUUCCUCCCCACACGUACUGAUCUCAGACUGUAAGGCCCUAAUAAGUGGUGGCGGCGGCGGCGGCAUCCGAUGGGCGGCAACAAGUGCAAAUCACCCCAGAACCUGCCUAGGAUUAAAAAAUCACUGAACAUUUCCAUUAGCGAUUUCUACCAGUGGCGAGCGGAACGUCUUGUAUUUUCCAUGUGAUGAAUUCCUAUGUGAUCUUUUUAUGAUAUGAAAAAAAAAAAAAUAAAGUUUGGAAGUUCCAGAGAUUAAAUAACAAAAAAAAAAAAAAAAAGGUGCUGAAUAUCCUCCCGAUUUAUAUACCGAACAGAUACCCUAUCAAUUGUACCAUAAAGAAUUCUGAAUUUUAGGAUAAAUUGCCAGAAGCAGACUUUUCUUUUUUUUUUUUUUCAAGAAAAAAAAAAAUAACAAAAAUAAAAAAAAGUUAGCAGAACCGUAGUGUGAAUACAAAUUUUUUUUUUUUAUAUUUUAUGUUUUUUUUUUUUUUUUCUUUUAAAUAAACACAAAACCUGCCAUUUUCGGUGGAUUUUUAAUUUGUCAUUUUGUUUUACGAAAUUGUCCUUUAGUGCAGCUACCAGGGUGUGUAUUAUUAUCCCCCUCCUUUUUUAGUUUUUUUUUUUUUCCUCAUAAAUUGUAAGUGCCCCCCCCCCCCUUCUCCCCCUCCCCCCAGGUCAUUGCCAACAUUCAGUCUUCGUUUCCUGUUUUGUUUUCAGU